Messenger RNA from Drosophila erecta, 2344 nucleotides. RefSeq names its product histone-lysine N-methyltransferase, H3 lysine-79 specific (gene red). The transcript is spliced from 5 exons. NCBI's taxonomy places the organism in Eukaryota, Metazoa, Arthropoda, Insecta, Diptera, Drosophilidae. The record is from RefSeq and is a predicted model, not a curated record. The coding region runs from base 443 to 1543 and encodes 366 amino acids.
CGCUCGUCGCUGCUGGCGCGGCAGUCAUUUCAGCCGUCACUUGUUUUUGAGUGCUGCUUGGAGUUGGUCGCUCGCCUGCUGCGCUCUUAGUUGUUUUGGCUAAGUUCACUUAGUUAGUGCCUCCGUUUAGCGUUUAGGCGAAAAGCUGGAAAAAAACGUAUAAAAUAUAUCGCGUUGUCGUCGCCGUCGCCGCUGCUUUUGUGCCUGUGUUUGUGAGUGCCGAAAUCAUGAAUAUACACAUCGUGAUAUACACAUAUACGAAUAUUAAAGCGAAGAGUUGCUGUUCAGUGAAAUAUACGCACAACUGCUAAACUACUAAAGUUAGAGAACGCUUACUGUCGUUGCCAUGGGACGAGCGACGAGCAUCUGGACUCAAUUGCGAUCCAGUGAAGAGCAGAGAGCAGAAAAACAGAAGUACAGAUAAACAGGCAAGCCCACGGAAAUGGAUUACAUAGUGAAGGCCUACAAGGACUGGAAGCUGCACUCGCAGUUUCAAGAGAUCGUUCCCGACAUGGAUGACUCGGAAUUCAUGUUCAACGAGAAGCAAUCGAUCCGGGACUCCGGGCGCACCCUCAAGCGCUACGGGAGCACCUGCUGCAACAGCCUCCGGAACAAUGAGACCCUCAUCCGGCACAUCGUCGAGAAGACGGACACGCUGCAGGGCAUCGCCCUCAAGUACGGCUGCACGACGGAGCAAAUAAGACGGGCCAACCGCCUCUUCGCCUCGGACAGCCUGUUCCUGCGUCAGUUUCUCCUGGUGCCAGUGGAGAAGAACUCCCCGUACUAUCCCCAGGUGCCUGGCGAUUCGAUAGCCGCCUUCGAUGCCGUGCUGGCCACGCCACCGGGCACUCCGGAUGCCAAUGGACAGCGGGAGGCGCACAACAAUGCCAAUAACCUGAGCCAGAGCAACAAGAGCUUCAUGAAGAGCAACGACAUCAGCAGCAGCAGCAGUAGCACCAGCAGCAGUGGGAGCAGCAGCAGCUGCAACACAAGUGGCACCGGCCCCAUUUCCGGAGGAUCGCGUUCCGGCGGCAACCAACAGCAGCAGCAACAGCCCCCACAACGGCCGUACUCCAUUGCCGGGGAACUGCUGGUGGUGCAGGUCGGCGACGAGGAUCCAUCGAUGAUGCACGGCCACGGUGGUUGCAGCGGUAAGCAGAGCAAGAGCCUGGACUCGGUGGCAGCAAUGACGCCCGAGGAGGAGAACAGGAAAUGCAUGAACGACUUCCUCAACAAGAUAGACAACACCAUUUCCGAGUCGCGCAAAUAUGUGGAGCGCUCCAAGGAUAUGGUCAGCAGUCAAAGUGAUGCGGACAUCUGCAUCAGUGCCACCGCCGACGUUUUCCCGCAGCGCCGCCAUCCGCUGAACAACUCCUACAAGACCAACAACAACGACCGUCCGUCGCAGUACCAGCGCCACAGUUCGACGGGCAGCGGGAACUCCUCGGACACGGCGCACCUGCUGAACACGACGCAGACGCGGCGAGUUCAGAACUCGCUGAAGCGGCUGGAGAAGCAGCAGGACGACUUCUUUGAGUUGUAGCAUCAGUCGGCGGGACGCAAUCUAGCCUAAUUACGCAGAGAGUUAAUUUUAACAAUUCGUUUUUAAUUGCCGCGCAUUGGGGAGACGACUUAGGUCAGCAUAUUGCAUCACACGGAAAUGCCGCACUCUAAAUGUAAUAUAAAUACUGAUAUCUAUCGACACGUAUGCGCGAUACCUUACCUAUACGAUUAAACAUAAAUGUAACUGAGCUAAAACCUAAACUAAACUAUAUACCUAAACUAAGCGCUGCGCUAUGUAAACCUGUAGUACGAUGACAAGGCCGUUCUGUCCCCCUUACUUUGAUCUUGUGUCAGCCCUGUAUAAUUGCCGCCAAUUUGCUUGCAAGAUCCGAUCUGAGCCGCGUCGAACAGAUCCGGAAGCCUACUGUCCUCCUGUCCGCCCUCCUGCCCCCAUUAUGUUUACUUUUUGUAUGACUCUAGCUUUAAUCACACUGUGUAUAAUUUAGUUAUGAGAAUUAUUAAUGUUAAUUGUAUAUAGUCGCCGGAAAACACAACAAUCCACUGGACUGCUCUGAUCGCUAACACACGAAAUUGGCCAACUGUUGACGUGUAAUUUUAAUUUAUUUUGUAGCUUUCCAAAGUAUUAAACCGCAAACGUUCUUUUUAAAACCGUAACCUCAAUUGUUAAGCAAGCAUCCACCACAAAACAAUAUAUACACCUAAAUAUGAUAUAUGUAUAUCCCAGAAACCUCAAUAUCGAACUGCACUCAUAUCGAGCCAAGUCAUGUUGUACGUGAGAAUGUUUUUUAAAAUAAAGUGAGAGUUGUGUUGGAACAAACGA